AUGGAGAAACUGAAACAUCUCCGGCAGAAUAAAGAUCUCCUUAUAACGAGACACGAUAAGGGGAUUGGCGUUUUUCUAAUGUACAGAACACAUUACAAUGCGAAAAUGCAAUUCAUUCUAUCAGAAAAAGAAAUUAUUAACAAGACAAAUAAUGACAAAGGGCGUCUUUGUCCCGUUGGCACGCACAUACAUCGGCUGUACAGUUUACCAAAGAUUCAAAAAGAUGGCGUACUCGUUUGUCGCAUCCUCCAUAUGAAAAAUGUGUCUAACCAUGGGAUAACGAGAUGGCUAGCGGACAAUCUUAAACCCAUAAAGAGUCAAACUGUUUCACACAUCAGUCACAAAAACAGUAAAUUACAUUGUGAAUUGAUCACCUCGAAUCAUAUGGGAGUGCUGAUAAAUACAUUCAGUGAAAUUCUAGUAAAAUAUACAUGCAGUACACUGUAUCUACACUUCCUAUUUUACAGCAUGUACAGGCACUUCGGCGUAGUGGCUAUGGAUUCGCCCUUGGGCCCGCUUCUAGCAAAUAUAUUCAGAGGCAAACUAGAAGCUGCACAACUA
Dibothriocephalus latus is the source of this 561-nucleotide messenger RNA. The record is from the annotation of a GenBank genome assembly. NCBI's taxonomy places the organism in Eukaryota, Metazoa, Platyhelminthes, Cestoda, Diphyllobothriidea, Diphyllobothriidae.